Molecule: messenger RNA, 1347 nt
Organism: Carya illinoinensis
Lineage: Eukaryota; Viridiplantae; Streptophyta; Magnoliopsida; Fagales; Juglandaceae
Product: glutathione S-transferase T3-like
Exons: 2
Coding region: 314-1270 (318 amino acids)
Source: RefSeq, a predicted model, not a curated record
AUAAGUGCUUGUUAGUCUAUUGUUUUUCUAUUUUUUUAUACUGUUUUUCUGUAAACUGUCUUGCUGGACCUUGUUUAAUGCAAAAUACGUUGUAUGUGCUGCUGUUUUUCUGUUUUUGUUCUUUUUUUUUAUCUGUUUUGCAGUCAUUUAUUUAUACGAAUUUUCUGAUUUUGUUAUACAGUUUUUCUGUAAGCUGUUCUGUCUUGUUUAGGUAUUAUAUUUUUCAAUUGCAGUAAUUUUUGAAUUCCAUGCCUUGUUUAUUGUUUCUGAAUUUGGUUGUGUCUAACAACUUAAAAAUUGUAAUUUUUAAAGGAUGGACAAUCUUUUGGAGGAGGACCCAUUCUUCACCACUCUCUUACAAAGUGGAGGAGAAUGUCCUAUUACCACUCCAACAUUCACACCCCAUUCUAAUACUUUGGUCAGCCCAACUCCCCUUCACGGUGAAAAGAGGCCUCCAACAAAAAAAGUUCAAAGAGGAGCUUCUUUCACUGUUGAGGAGGAUAACGUACUUGUCUCUGGUUGGCUGAACAUUAGUAUUGAUGCCAUCCGGGGAACUGAUCAGAAAUCCACUCAAAUGUGGGAGCGGAUUUCUGAUUUUUACCAUGAAUAUAAGAAACCACAUAAUGUGAACCGUUCGGUUGGGUCAUUGAUCAAUCGUUGGUCCAUGAUUCAAAAAUGCACAAAUAAGUUUUGUGCAUAUCUAGCACAAGUUGAGUCAUUGCACCCGAGUGGUGCGACCGAGCAAGAUAAGAUUGAAAGAGCAAAGAUAUUGUACAAAGAGAUGGAACGAGGGAACUUCACAUUAGAGCAUUCUUGGAAUCUUUUGAGGCACCAACCCAAAUGGCAUCAACACAUGAGUACGCUGAUUACGAGGAGAAAGCCUGUCGAUAGACAGCCUUCCAAUGAGCAGUCAAGUGAAGUUCUGGGCGAUGUUGUGGAGGAAAUCAUUGAAAGGCCUGCUGGAAAAAAGGCUGAAAAGGAAAGCUUGAAGAAGCGGAAGGCACAAGAACAAUCUGAUGCUGAGUUCAACACGGCAUUAGGAGCAAUGACCGAGGAUAGACGAUUGUUCAUGGCGGAGAGAAGAGAAUGGCAGACGAAGGCUGAUCGCGAUAGAGGUGCACAACUGGAUCUUGAUAAAAGAAAGUUUGAUGCUGAGAUGAUGGGCAAGGAUCUUUCUGGUAUGAAUGCCAUGCAGCAAGCCUACUUCCGUAAAGUUCAGAAAAAAAUUUGGGAAGAGUCAAUGAGUGAUGAAGAUGGUAUAUCCGAAUGACUUUCUGAUUUCCAGCUUGUAGUGGCUGCUUAGCCACAAGACUUCAACAUGAAGCAUGUGGCUGGGCAGCCACUAUG